Molecule: messenger RNA, 450 nt
Organism: Penicillium cinerascens
Lineage: Eukaryota; Fungi; Ascomycota; Eurotiomycetes; Eurotiales; Aspergillaceae
Exons: 1
Coding region: 1-450 (149 amino acids)
Source: RefSeq, a predicted model, not a curated record
AUGUCCAACUACAAUAUAUAUGUGACGAAUAACAGCGGAUCUGUUCAAUCAUAUUAUGUGGUUUGUGAUUUUCUCAAGAUAACGAAUCCUUCCGCUACAGCGCUCAAGUCCUACAGUGUCAUUUAUAUUGCUAGUGUUCCCAUUCAAGGAGAUGGCUCGACGUAUACAUUCACAUUCGGGUACGAUAUAUUCGCUUGCUGCGGAUACCAACAGCUCCAAGGUGGGAUGAUCGUAUCCACCAUCGACAACGCCCCCAUGGAUCUCAACGGUGUUCAGAACAAUAUCGCCAAUAUGGUCAUCAACAACGGUGGACCUGGCUUUGCAGUAAGCUCACCAGGUGCUGAGGCUGGCACCUUUGAGAUCAUUGUGCCAGAUUACGACUCGACGAAAUAUCGUAAGUCACUGAAUAACAAGUUCAUUCGAUUGCGUCUUCAAAGGUACCUAAAUUAA